AUGUCAGAUAAAAACAACCUCACUGAAGGUGGAAAUGCCGCUUUCCACAAUUACAUCAAUGACUUCGCUGACAUCGAAGAUCCGAUGGAAAGAAGAAGAUUGGCAUUAGAAAAAAUGGAUAAUGAGGGCUUUGGUCUUGCACAAGUGAAAAUUAUCGUUGUUGCCGGUGUUGGUUUUCUAUGUGAUGCUUACGAUAUUUUUGCAAUCAACUUGGGGGUCACCAUGUUAGCUCAUGCCUAUUGGGGAGGUAAGAUUCCUGCUUCCACUGAAACAUUAUUGAAGGUUUCAACUUCAAUCGGAACUGUUAUUGGACAAAUUUCCUUUGGCAUUUUGGGUGAUGUCCUUGGUAGAAAAGGUGUUUAUGGUUUAGAAUUGAUUAUUAUGAUCAGUGCAUGUUUAAUUCAAUGUGUCUUGGGCGAAUCUCCAGCCAUCAACUUCAGUGCCAUCUUCACGUUCUGCAGAAUCAUUAUGGGCAUUGGUAUCGGUGGUGACUAUCCAUUGUCUUCAAUCAUCACUUCUGAAUUCUCAACUACUAAAUGGAGAGGUGCAAUAAUGGGUGCCGUAUUUGCCAACCAAGGUUGGGGUCAAUUAUUAGCAGGUCUUGUUGCACUCUGUUGCGUUUCUGGAUUUAGAAGUGAAAUCGAUAAGGACCACUGUGAUGAAGCUUGUAUAAAAGCGUGUGAUAUGAUGUGGAGAAUUGUUAUCGGAUUUGGAUGUGUGCCUGCUUGUUGCGCCUUGUAUUUUAGACUCACAAUUCCAGAGUCCCCAAGAUAUACCAUGGAUAUCGAAAACGAUAUUGAAAAAGGUGCUGCUGACACUAGUAAAUUCACCGGUGAUGAAAAAAAGGGAGACAUCGAAGAAGUGGUUUCUCAAAAUGGCACUAUUAUCGAAAUCAACAAUUCAAAGAAAGGAAAAGAAGAAGCUGCUUCGACCUCUGCUUCUUUCAAAGAUUUUUGCAGACAUUUUGGUCAAUGGAGGCAUGGUAAAAUUUUACUUGGGACCGCAGGUUGUUGGUUCAUGUUAGAUGUUGCAUACUAUGGUAUUGGUUUGAAUUCUGCAACUAUCUUACAAGCUAUCGGCUUUGCAUCUAGUGAAAACGUCUACAAAAAGCUUUAUAACUCAGCUGCUGGUAACUUAAUUAUGGUUUGUGCGGGUUCAAUUCCGGGUUAUUGGUUUUCCGUAUUCACAAUUGAUCCAAUAGGUAGAAAACCCUUGCAGGUUUGUGGUUUUGCUGCGUUAACAAUUUUGUUGUUCGUCAUUGGUGGUGCAUAUCAUAAAUUGAGUGAGGGUGGUUUAUUAGCUCUAAGGCCUAUACAAGAAAAAAUAUAUACUAACAAAAUCAAUAGUAACGCCACUACCUUCAUCAUUCCAGGAGAAAUUUAUCCAACAGCUUAUAGAAGUAGUGCACAUGGGAUCAGUGCAGCAUCAGGAAAACUUGGUGCUAUCGUCGCACAAUGUGCCAUUGGGACUUUAGUCAACCGCGGAUGUUCAAAAGAUAAUCAAAAUUGCUUUUUGCCACAAGUCAUGAUGAUAUUCGGGGCUUUCAUGGGGGCAGGUACAUUGUUAUCUACUUUGAUUCCAGAAACUAAAAGAAAAACUCUUGAACAAUUGGCAGAGGAGCUUCAUGGUGAAGUUCAAUAUCAUGGCCCUUCCAUAUCCGCUGCAUCUGAUUAG
This is a messenger RNA of Saccharomycopsis crataegensis, 1674 nucleotides long. RefSeq lists its product as uncharacterized. Gene Ontology annotation, biological process: transmembrane transport; phosphate ion transport. The record is from RefSeq and is a predicted model, not a curated record. Gene Ontology annotation, cellular component: membrane. Gene Ontology annotation, molecular function: phosphate transmembrane transporter activity. The coding region runs from base 1 to 1674 and encodes 557 amino acids. Lineage: Eukaryota; Fungi; Ascomycota; Saccharomycetes; Ascoideales; Saccharomycopsidaceae. The transcript has 2 exons.